GGAGAGGCCAGAGGGAGAGAGCAGAGAAGUGAACUCUGGAUGAGGAGCUGGUGUUUUAUUAACAGAUUUUUAGUGGUUUGAAUCAGCGAGAAGGAGCACUGCUUCGUCUUACCGGUCCGUCAAGUUUUUCUCUUAUCUCUCGAGGAAGACAGAGAGCAGGUUGUCUUCAGUCAAGCUUUUAGAUUGAAUUACACAAAGAGGGGUUGUUGUUGUAAUAACCUUUUUUUCUGAAGGACGCACUGGAUCAGUGUCUUUGCUGCAGGGACUCGUUCAGGACCGCACUGGACGUAUUUGCAGGAGGAGAAUGAGCAGUUUUCUGUAUUUUAUCCUCCCUGCUCUGGGUGGAUACACUCUCACCUCGAUGUUUCUGCUGAAGAACCCCCAGAUUCUCCACAAGAGGAAACGCACAGCUUUUUAUGCCAGACACAUCUCACACAGAGGAGGAUGUGGAGAGAGGAUAGAGAGCACGAUGGAGGCGUUCACACAUGCGGCGGAGCAGGGCACACAGAUGUUUGAGAUGGACUGUCACUUGACGCGUGACGGACAUGUGGUGGUGUCACAUGAUGAGAACCUGCUGAGGCAGACCGGCCAGGACGUCACCGUCUCCUCACUCAAUCUACAGGAAUUGCCUCUGUAUAAAGACAGACUGGAGGUGACAUUUUAUGCAGGUCGCUAUUCUAGCGGUGCAGACAGGAAGUUCUCUCUGCUGGAGGAUGUGUUCAGGAAGUUCCCCAAGAUGCCUGUCAGCAUUGAGAUCAAAAAGAACAACAAACAGCUGAUGGAGAAGGUGUCAGAGUUGGUGAAACGCUACAACAGGGAAGAGCUCACAGUCUGGGCCUCUGCGGACUCCACGGUCAUGGAGGAAUGCCGCAAAACGAACGACUCCAUGCCGUACAGCUUCUCUAUGAACCGAGGUGUGCUAAUGCUCCUGCUUUUCUACAGCGGCCUUCUGCCCUUUGUGCCACUGGGAGAGAGUUUACUGCAGUUCUACCUGCCACGCAUCAUCAACAGGAGGUUCAUUCCUGAGAAACCCAUCCUGAGGAACACGCUGGUCAUCUCUUUGUUAGAAAAAGUCACAAUGAGGAAGAGUCUUUUCAAACACCUCGCAGCCCGUGGAAUUCAGGUGCAUUUGUUCGUGUGCAAUGAAGAUGAAGACAUAAAGGCUGCAUUUGAAGUCGGGGCCACCGGGGUGAUGAGCGACUACCCGACUCUUCUUUCAAGCUACCUCUCCAGAAACAGAAUGGAGGAUUGACCCCAAACACCCUAGCACAUAACAACAAUGAAUAACCUCAACAAUGGCAAUUUCCUUAUAAAUGAGGAGUAUGUAAAUAAAACACAACACUGUGAAAGGGAAUUAAAGAGACUGUAUUCUUGCUAAGUGAGGACAUUA
Molecule: messenger RNA, 1390 nt
Organism: Eleginops maclovinus (Patagonian blennie)
Lineage: Eukaryota; Metazoa; Chordata; Actinopteri; Perciformes; Eleginopidae
Gene: gdpd3a
Product: glycerophosphodiester phosphodiesterase domain containing 3a
Exons: 10
Coding region: 305-1252 (315 amino acids)
Biological process (GO): glycerophospholipid catabolic process
Cellular component (GO): endoplasmic reticulum membrane
Molecular function (GO): phosphatidylcholine lysophospholipase A1 activity; phosphoric diester hydrolase activity
Source: RefSeq, a predicted model, not a curated record